GGCCAUUUUGGUUACAGAGUGAAAGUGACAGGAGCCGGGGAGAGAGUGGGAAGUAGAACGCCGGCCCUUCUCUCAGCCACGUCCCUCUUCCCUUCCCUGUCCCACCAUGUCGGAGAAGCUCAGCGCCGACAGCCGGUGCGAACAGACGGGCGACGAGAAACAGGAUACACAGGAGAAGGAAGCAGUCAUCCCUGAGAGAGCAGAAGAAGCAAAACUAAAGGCCAAAUAUCCUAAUUUAGGACAGAAGCCAGGAGGGUCAGACUUCCUAAUGAAAAGACUGCAGAAAGGGCAAAAGUAUUUUGACUCGGGUGACUACAAUAUGGCCAAGGCAAAGAUGAAGAACAAGCAGUUGCCAACCACCGGGCCUGACAAUAACCUGGUGACAGGAGACCAUAUCCCGACACCACAAGAUCUUCCACCAAGAAAGUCAUCACUUGUAACCAGCAAGCUGGCAGGGCCUGAAAACCAUGUUGAUUCAAUGGCUGCAGCUUGUGGAAUGCAAGAUCACAACUGAUAAUGCAUGUCAAAUAUGGUCUUCGUGUGGCAUAGAAAAUACAGCAUUUCACCUGGAACACAGGAUCUAACUGCAUUUAGAGGAAUAUUUUAGCAGAGAUGCAACAAUGUGGUGGGUUAAACGGUGUUUCACUGGAACGAUAAUUUUAAGAUUUCAUCAUGCAGCUUGCUGUGCUGAAAGCAAACAUGAAUCUCUGUUUUAAGUCCAGAAUUUAAAGAUUUGGGUUUGUUUGUUUGUUUUUUGGGGACGGGGGAGGGAAUCUGUUUAAUCAGUUCAUUCUGUAGGAUACCAUCUCGAGGUCAAGAAAACCCAAUGAAAGGUAACACUUGAAACUCCACAAUUGAUGUAGCUUUGUCUACAUACAGUCUCUGCUAUGCCUUACUUUAGGGACUAAAAAUUACCAAGUAAUUCAUACAAAGGUCUCUUUCAGUUGACCACGUUUUGCUGAUGAUGCUUCUAAAUGGAAAACGUGGUAUUGCGUCUAGCUAAUCAGGGUAUUUCUAAAAGUCAUGCUUCAAAAAAAGUAAAAAGCCAAGCCUGACAUAUCGUACAAAUCAACAUCCAUGUUUCUGAGGUUGUAAAGAACCAUAUUUUUUUUUCUUUUCAUAGAGACUGGUCAAUAAAAAGUCAAUUUCACCAGAGUGAAAAGGAGACGGGGUUUAGCAGGGAGUGGGGAAUUCCUUCUUUGUAAAUGUGUAAUUUCAUUCUUUAGUCUGUCUCUUCAUGCCUUAUGUCCAGGUUCCAAUCUGAGAAGGUUGGGGGGAAAAGCUACUGGUGUCUUGUAUAAUCUCCUCAAAUGUCUUGCUGUUUGUCCCAGCCACAUUGUAAAUAGAUAUGAAUCAUAUAUAUAUAAAUAUAUAUAAUUUUUUACAUCAUCUUCAUCUCUAUCUUCUAUUGUUCUAUGCUUUUUUCUUUAUAAAAAAAAAAACAAAAACAAAAAAACUGCUCUUGCACUACUGAGUACCUGUCAGCUGUUGGCUAAACCUUCAUGGUGGUGUUCUCAGUGAAAUCUGAUUGACAGGGAGAACAGAGAGGGGAAUGAACAUGUCGAACCAUUCCCCCCACUCCCUCCAGGAUUCAGGAAAUACCAAGUGUAUUUAUAUAGAAAGGAGGAAGAAAUUACCUUCAAAAUACUGAGUGAGAAACAUCAGGAGAGAUGAUUAUUUUAAAAAAUAAACUUGUCUCAAACACAUACUGAAGUCAUUUUUUGUUCAGUCAUGAAAACUAAAACAGUGGGGAAAGGGGGACCCUAAAAAGGGAGCGUUGUGUAUUUCACAGUGGCUUCCUUCCAGUUCCACUCCAUUGUUUGGCAUUUGCAGCGCAGCCUUAAAUGUGGAAAUGGAAUGAGUGAUCUUCAUUGGACGGUUGCACUACAUACAACUUUAGGAUACAAAUAUUUUGUCCUUGGAAUGAUUUCUCCUUAGUCUAAACAGACUUCUGGGAAAAACUGAAGCAUGGUUAUAAUUUUUUUUAUAUAUAUUCCCUCUUCUGGGGAAAUAACUGUAAGUGGAAACUUCUUUUGUUUGCUUGUGAAAGGAUGAAGCUAACUAUUAAUAAUUAGAAAUAGAAGCCCUGACCGCAAAACAGUAAAGGGCCUCUGCAUGUUUAAUGAGCUAAUAUGUUUGGAUUUGUUUUUUUUCUUCAUGGGCCAAGCUGAGUGAUACUUUUCCUAGACCCAGAUGCCAGGAUCCCAACAAAGAGCUGACGUUUCAUCCCCAACAGUUCCUUGCUGCAACUCCUAGGGAAUUGUGUUUCCUGGAGAGAGGGUGGCAUCCAGAUCAGGCACAAUUAUAGUAAAACCAACACUCGCGCCCAUUAUUUAUCCACUGCUGGACUACGGUAUAGAAGGGAUCUCAAGUUGAGCUUGCCUUAAAGGUUGAAUCUGAUGGUACUAUUGGAGGAUAAAUAAGGUAUUUUGAUGCCAUGGUACAAAGCCUAGAUAAAAUGGCUGAGUAGCCUUUUGUUUCUACUAGCUGGGGGGAAAAAAAACAAUGCUUAUGUCCAGUUGAAAUUUUGAUAGAUGAUCAGUGUCUGAGCUAACAGACGUAUUCUAAAUCUUGAUUUUUAACUGCAAGGAAACUUUCAGUUCUCCUCUAAAAAGCAACUGUUAGUAGGAUUUCAACCAAAGCUUGUUGAGCAAAGUGGCUGUGCUGUAGUUUGAUUGAGUAGGCAUUGCAGAAAUGUGUAAAUGGUAGCUCCACAGAGCCACUCAUACUUCUCUGGGAGUGGGGGAUUUUCAAUAUUUGAAAUACAUUCAUUUGCUUUGGAGUACUUUAUCUUGUUGCACAGGCAGGAAAUGCAAACUAGACAAGAGCAAACUAGAUUAGUUAAUGUCUCAAUAUGAUUAAAUCUUUCAGGUUUUUUAGGACUGGGAUGCAAGGUUUGUCCUGAAGAUUUUGUCUCUUGCAUUGGUGCAAAACACCAUCUUUCCGAUUUAAACUGGGGUAAAUGAUUGAUUGUACAAGGUACAGGCUGAUGGAGAAUUGAGCCCACUAGCUUUUAAAGGGAGCUAUAGCAUUCCUUUUUGUGAGCAGCAGAGGGCAGAAGAAAUUGUUACUUAUCUAGCGAUUUAAAAAAAAAAAAAAAAAAUAUCCAACAUCUUCCCUCCCCCCCCUUCUCUCCUUCUAAGCAAAACUUACUUACAACACUUCUAAAAUCAUGUGAUUUUUUUUUUUUCUCCAUCAAAACUAUUUUUCUAUUUCCGCUGUAACAAUUAACUGCACUGAAAGAAACUCCUUGAUGGUGGUUUAUUUUUAAGAACCUGAUGUAUAAAAGCAUUUUUCAUGGGGAUGCAUUUUCCCUUAUUAAAUUUCUGUUUGUUGCAAUGG
Messenger RNA from Emys orbicularis (European pond turtle), 3342 nucleotides. It is a transcript of the gene ENSA, whose product is annotated as endosulfine alpha. The transcript has 4 exons. The record is from RefSeq and is a predicted model, not a curated record. NCBI's taxonomy places the organism in Eukaryota, Metazoa, Chordata, Testudines, Emydidae. Bases 107 to 514 code for a protein of 135 amino acids. Gene Ontology annotation, cellular component: cytoplasm. Gene Ontology annotation, molecular function: protein phosphatase inhibitor activity.